CGGGGAGUAUAGAAGGAAACAGGAAGGUCCCUGCUGCUUAACCUUUCUGUGGAGAAAGCCCAAGUCAUUUAGAGAGCUUAACAUGGCCUGGGCUCUGUCUUUCCUUGCACUUCUUGGCUAUUUCUCAGGUGUCAUUUCUCAACAUACAGUGACUCAACCUACAUCAGAGUCUUUGUCCCCAGGACAAAUGGCUAAACUCUCUUGCACUGCCAGCAGCAGUCCCAGCGGCGGCUAUAUUCACUGGUAUCAACAGAAAGCUGGCCAGGCCCCUCGCUUUGUGCAUUGUAAUGGUUGCAGCAGAGGAACAGGGAUCCCAGAUCGAUUCAUUGCUACUGUCUCUGGGAAUACUGGCUGUUUAACUAUCAGCAACACCCAAGUUGAAGAUGAGGCUCACUAUUACUGUGGGGCUUGGUUUAACAGCUAUAGCUUGUAUGUCUUCGGCGGUGGAACCAAACUGACAGUCCUAGGACAGCCAACAGCACCUCCAACAGUGAACGUCUUCCCACCAUCCCCAGAAGAAUUGAAGACCUCAGACAAAGCCACCGCAGUGUGUCUGAUAGAUGGCUUUUACCCGAGUCCCAUCCAAGUUACCUGGCAGGCUGAUGGCAACACCAUCUCCUCUGGGGUGGAGACAACCACGCCCACCAAGCUGAACGACAAGUACGCGGCCAGCAGCUACCUCAACAUGAAAAAAUCUGUGUGGGAGAGCUAUGACAGAGUCACCUGCAAAGUGACGCAUGAAGGGAAGCCCUUUGAGAAGGAGGUGAGGAGAUCGGAGUGUGCCUAAAGGCUGGAUGGGUCUGAUGAGUUCCUCGUGCCUCCAGCAGCUGAGAAGAAAGAGUCCUUUCAUGUUCAAGGGGGCCAAGUUUAUUUCCUCUAAUGCUAUGUUGAUCCACCAAGUCUGGUUUCCUUCCUAUGUCGUUUCCCUCCCCACACCCCCUCCCUUCCUCUUCUCCCUGGAAUCUCCUUUGUGUGUUGGCUUAUAAUGUUUGCAAAUUAAUAAAAUGUCAUACAUUUCACCGGUGUGAUU
Zootoca vivipara (common lizard) is the source of this 1030-nucleotide messenger RNA. The record is from RefSeq and is a predicted model, not a curated record. NCBI's taxonomy places the organism in Eukaryota, Metazoa, Chordata, Lepidosauria, Squamata, Lacertidae.